AAGGUUUCUGUAUCCAGACAUUUCAGUUUAUUGCAAAGUUUCUAAUCAAACGUACUAUAAAGAAGCAUUAAUUUAGUGCUUAAACAUUUUAUUAAAAAAGUUUUAGAUCCGGUACGGUUUACAUCUAGAUAAAAAGGAUUACCAUGAAACGCUUCAUAGUUUUGCUGCUGUUGGUGGGUGUAGUUACAGCUACUCCUACUUUACAUAAAUUGAAGAAGAAGUUAUUGCUUGGCGGUGGCGGAGGAGGAGGUGGUUUUGGUGGUGGUUAUGGAGGCGGCUACGGAGGUGGUGGCGGCGGUGGUUAUGGUGGUCAUGGCUAUAACCAAGGCGGUGGCGGUGGAGGCUACCAAGUCAUAGCUGUUAAACAAGUUCCCGUCUAUACCGUACAAAAAGUUCCUGUUAGCUACGGUGGUGGCGGCGGCGGUGGUUAUGGUGGCGGCGGUGGUCAUGGAGGCUACGGUGGUCAUGGAGGCUACGGUGGUCAAGGUUAUAGUGGUGGUGGCCAAGGUGGAUAUGGCGGUCAGGGAGGUUACGGCAGCCAAGGAGGUUACGGCGGUCAGGGAGGCUAUGGCGGUGGUGGCCAAGGCUCUUAUGCCUCUAGCAAUGCCGGUAGUUAUGGUAGCGGUGGUGGCGGUUAUGGCGGUCAUCCGGGUGCCGGCGGUGGUUGCAACUCCUGUGGAGGUGGUAAUCAACUUUAUGGCGGUGGUGGCAGCAGCAGUGGUUCUUAUGCUACAGCCAGUGCCCAAUCAUCGAGUGGUAGUUACUCGCAUGGUUGGUAAACCCAUCGGAUUUGUAAAAUGUGUUGUUAGUUUAAGUACUUUGUAAAAUAAAUUUUGUAAAAAACUAGUC
This is a messenger RNA of Lucilia sericata (common green bottle fly), 849 nucleotides long. Its product is annotated as glycine-rich cell wall structural protein 2-like. The transcript has a single exon. The record is from RefSeq and is a predicted model, not a curated record. NCBI's taxonomy places the organism in Eukaryota, Metazoa, Arthropoda, Insecta, Diptera, Calliphoridae. Bases 144 to 779 code for a protein of 211 amino acids.